Molecule: messenger RNA, 3134 nt
Organism: Styela clava
Lineage: Eukaryota; Metazoa; Chordata; Ascidiacea; Stolidobranchia; Styelidae
Biological process (GO): cell surface receptor protein tyrosine kinase signaling pathway
Cellular component (GO): cytoplasm
Source: RefSeq, a predicted model, not a curated record
CAUGGUUUGGAAAACUCGCCCAUUAAAUAAACCCGCCAUGGUUUUGCGGCAGCUUCAGACGCCACAAAAUACGCAAAACUGCACUCGGCGAAUUGGCUGUUAACUUGUCUGCUUGUAAACUGGUCGUAAGUUGGGUUGUUGUGUUGAUAUUAUCUUACUGCUGUACUGUAUUAGUUAACUGCUGAACGAAAUAGAGGCCAGGAGCUCUGUCUGCGUAAAUUGUCCUCAUCACUCGAUGUCACUGAACUUCUUAAUUAAAUUUGUAUUUAUGGUGUUGAUGGGAUUUUAUAAUUUUUCAUGGAUCAGAAAUAUCGGCUGAUGUGUGAGAGUUGGGUUGAAAAGCGACCAGAAGUAAGCCAAGUCACCGUGUAUGGGACAGCGUCCAGAAAACAAAGCAUUAAAUGGAAAACCAGAUAUGCAAUGCUUGUUGUCUCUUGUGAAACUCGAUCAAGUGAAUUAAAGUUUUAUCAGAAGAAACCAAGGUCAUGCACUGAAAUCACAGAUGAUGUUAUAAGACUCAAACCAUGGCAGUAUAUUGUUGAUAUACCUAGCUGGAUUGUUGAUAAAGGUAGAUCCCAUGUAUUGAGGUUGAGAUUAUUACCAGAAAGCAUUGUCCCGGGCCAACAUUUCCGCUUACAAAUCGCUUAUCAAUCUGCAGAAGAAGCAACAGCAUGGAUGAGAUGUAUACAGAACCAGACAAAGUUAACUUCAGGCAUACAAGGCCAUAGUUUUGGAUUAGUGGCAGAAGAAUGUUCUGCUACUGCUAGGAUUGGUGUGGCUGGAAAACAUUGUUUGUUAUUUGUCAGUCCUGAGAAAGUUAUACUAGCUCACAAGACUGACAGAUCUGUGGUUUGUGUUUGGCCUUUUGAAACAAUAAGAAGUUAUGCAUCUGAUGACGAUAGGAGGCUAGUGAUAGAAGCUGGCAGAUGCGCUCCACUUGGUGAUGGUGUGUAUUCAUUUCGUACAAGAGAAAAUGAUGAUAAUGUGAUUUUUGAUCUAUUCGAUCAUUACACAAGCCAGCCUAUGGACGAGGUGAAAACACUAAAGAACAAAGUGAAAAGAAACAAAUCAAAUGCAACAUUAUCAGAUCAAACUAUAUCAUCUCCAGUAACAGUUCAUCCAUCUGCCAGUUCUUCUGGAAAAAGCAGUAAAGUGAAACAAACACCAUCACCGAGGUCUGAGCCAGAAGUGAUUCCAUUACUAACAACAUGGUCAGAUAACAGCACACCUGAGUACGGUGCUGUCCCUCCAGAAAAACCAUUUCUCCCAGAAAACCGCAAAAUUCUUCCUUUUGCACUCACAAAAUCUACAUCUGAGUUACGAGAUAAACACUCAAUCGCUCAUCCACAAUCAGGACGCCCUGUUAGCUACGCUGAAAUAGUUGAAACUGCCAUAAGUCGCAGAAAAGUGGAAAAUGGUGAAAACAACAGAAGUAGUGUAUCACAAGGAUGUGACGAUCUUGAUUUGAUCCUCCAGAGCUUAGAAGGCCCAAAUAGUUCGAAAAUGGAUAAGUCAGUUUCUGAAGCUUGCUAUGAUCAACCAGCAACAAGUGAGGUUUUGGAAAAAAGAAUGUCUGAAAUUGUGGACAUUCCAAACACAAACUUGACAGCAAAACUUGAACUGGCAUAUGAAGUAAAUACUUUAAAAUCUGAUAUUUUACUUGACGAUUUGGAGCAGUAUCACAUGUCAGAGGAAAACACUACAAUCGAUCGACAAGAUCUGAUUCCUGAAAAGACAAAGUCUUCACUAAGCGAACAGAAAAUGCAGAAACCAAAAGUUGCCCCAAAACCACCGUCUGUGAAAAUACCAAAAUCUGUUAUCCAUAGCUUUUCUACAAAGAGCUCGGAACCGUUGCCUGAUAAACCAUUCCCUCCAUAUGCUAAAAUAGACCAAGACAAAAAACGAAAAAGUGGGAUAGCUUAACUUGUACAUGCUGCAUCAUUUUCAAAGGGGAAUAGUUAUUCUUUUUAUAUAGAUUUUGUCAAACAAAAUUCCACAUUCACACAACUGAAAUUGCAUUCCAUAAAAUAACAAUUACGGUACUAUUUAUUACCUUCACUGUUAGCUGAUGAAAAUUCAUAUUUAUUUGGCUAAAAAAUAACUGAAAACACCGCUUUAGAGCCACUGUGUAUGUGUACAAAGGAUUGCCUGAUGAUCAUUAAUUCACUACAUUAUUGACGAAUAAUAUGAUGUGCCUUUAGGUAUGAUAGUAUAAAUAAGUUGUGUGCUAUUUAGCAGUGUUCUUCAGCCUCUUUCUCAUCAUAACCCACUUGGCAUGGCCAAAUUUUUGGCGACCUUUUGGAACUAAAAUUUAAUAAUACAGAGAAUAGAAAAAAAAGAAAAAUUGACACUAUUUUUAAUAAGACUGAUGUGUUACAUAUUCUCGCACAAAAGAUCGAAUCUCGGCUCUAUUUUGGUGUUGGUAGGUCUCGGUACUGGUCCCUAACCAUUCAAAAUUGAUCGAUAUUUUGUUUUAAAAUAAGUUAGUGUCGAAAAAGGUUUUAACGCGACUUCCAGUUUGAAGAGCCCUGUUCUGUUCUAUAAUAUGCUUUUGCAGCAAAUCAUUCGACCAGUAUUAAGUGAACAUUAAUUUUAUUUAUAUUGAAUCCCCUGUUGUGUGGGUUUGGUUGCUGUAUUUAUGGACAGACAAUUGGACCAAAAUUUUUUAUCAGCCUUGCUUUAUUUGACCAAAUGAUUUUUGUGUAUAUUAUCUAUAUUACAAAUACAAUGCAGUAUACUGUAAUUAUUAUUCAUAUUUUUAUCUUUUGAUCCGAAUAUUGCUAUUUUUAUAACAAUCAUUCCAAUAUUUUCUAUAAAGUAUUUUACACAAAUCAUUCAUUCAAUAUGGUGCUUCAUUUAAAUAUUCAUUGAUCGAAAUCAUUCUUUAAGUGCUUUAAAGUUUCUAGCCUUAGGCUUUUUUGGCGCAUGAUUUAUCAGCUUGAAAUUUAAUUAUACAUUUGUAAUUUGAUGAUUGUUUACCUCUUGUGUUUCUGUAUCACAGCAAUGCCACAGUAUUAUUGCCUUAAGAAUAUUGAUUCGUUUUUUCCAUGUUUUGUUGUAUAUGACUAUACUUAUAUCCUAAAAAUGCAUCUUGAUCAGCCAUAUUUGAAAUAUAAAAUUACAUUUGUAUUGUG